Messenger RNA from Glycine soja, 1039 nucleotides. RefSeq names its product vacuolar iron transporter homolog 4-like. Gene Ontology annotation, cellular component: membrane. The coding region runs from base 82 to 741 and encodes 219 amino acids. The transcript has a single exon. Gene Ontology annotation, molecular function: manganese ion transmembrane transporter activity; iron ion transmembrane transporter activity. The record is from RefSeq and is a predicted model, not a curated record. Lineage: Eukaryota; Viridiplantae; Streptophyta; Magnoliopsida; Fabales; Fabaceae. Gene Ontology annotation, biological process: intracellular manganese ion homeostasis.
AAUACCCUUCAUUGUUAGCGUGUGUACUCCACAUCCUCCAUUAGUUACCCCUUCCUCAAGCACACGUUCACCCUUUUUUUCAUGGCAUCAGAUCACUCGUCCGUCAACCAACCCAAAUUUGUCUAUCCAAACAAUGAACUUGAGCAACAAGAAGCCCUAGAGGUCGAAACCAAGGACUUUGACUACUCAAAGAGAUCUCAAUGGCUACGUGCUGCUGUUUUAGGUGCCAAUGACGGGUUGGUCUCAACAGCAUCACUAAUGAUGGGUGUGGGAGCAGUGAAGCAAGACAUCAAAGUCAUGAUCCUAACAGGUUUUGCAGGGCUAGUUGCUGGGGCAUGCAGCAUGGCCAUUGGGGAGUUUGUGUCGGUUUACUCGCAGCUGGACAUAGAAGUUGCUCAAAUGAAAAGAGAGAAAGAAAGGGACAACAUAGAUCAAGAGGAAGAUGGUUAUGAGAAAGAGAAAUUGCCAAACCCUAUACAUGCUGCAGCAGCAUCAGCUCUUGCAUUUUCAGUUGGUGCAUUGGUGCCUCUCCUUGCAGCCUCUUUUAUAAGGGACUAUAAGGUGAGGCUUGGUGUGAUUUUGGGAGCAGUGAGUUUAGCUCUUGUGGUGUUUGGUUGGUUGGGGGCAGUGUUGGGUAAGGCUCCAACAUUUAGGUCUUGUGUGAGAGUCUUGCUUGGGGGGUGGCUAGCCAUGGCUAUUACUUUUGGGCUAACCAAGUUGAUUGGGUCAAGUGGUCUUUAGCUUGAUUAUGAUCCAUAUAUAUAUAUAUGUGUGUGUGCACGCUUUUAUAUAUCAUUUAGGUCUUGUGAAAGAGAGUUUUGCUAACUAUGUCAAUUAAGUAUAUUCUAUGUAUGUGCUUUUAUCAUUUCUCUCUCUCUUUACAGAGUCCCCUCAUUUUGCUUUCACAAUAAAUGGUGAGGUGAGACGUGAAUAGAAGAAAGUUGGCUUGGUAAUAAGCUAGCAUUAAAUGAGGUCUAUUUGAACCUUUUAUACAUGUAUUGUUAUUUUAUGUAUGAAAAUACCAAGAGCUUAUGGAUGA